This is a messenger RNA of Clarias gariepinus (North African catfish), 2013 nucleotides long. It is a transcript of the gene ddx43, whose product is annotated as DEAD (Asp-Glu-Ala-Asp) box polypeptide 43. Gene Ontology annotation, molecular function: RNA helicase activity; RNA binding; ATP binding. The record is from RefSeq and is a predicted model, not a curated record. Bases 1 to 2007 code for a protein of 668 amino acids. The transcript is spliced from 16 exons. Lineage: Eukaryota; Metazoa; Chordata; Actinopteri; Siluriformes; Clariidae.
AUGUCGGACUGGGAGGAUGAAUACGGCGAGGAUGAAGGCGCCAUCUCAGAGCCUUCAGUUGUUCAUAAAGCCACGUCGAAGGCUACCUCAAAUACCAAUAUAAGGAACGAGUAUUUUGGUGGGAAGCGAGGCGGGAAAGUGGAGCGAGAAGGUCCCCAGUGGCGGAACUGGAGGGAGCGGGACAGAGAAGUGAAGUCCCCCGUGGAGAGACCCGCCUCAAACCGAGCUCUCACCCUGAACCUGGACAACUCUUUAAUAGGCAGGGUCAUAGGUCGAGGCGGAGCGACGAUCCGCGAGCUGGAGCAGUCUAGUGGAGCCAGGAUUAAGAUUAACCGUGGAGAGCAUGAGGGAGAAGUGUUGAUCUUUGGAAACAGCGAUGUCCAGCAGAAAGCCAACCAUCUGAUCAAGGAGCUGAUUGGAACGGGUAGAGCCAGUGAGCCUCGACUUCAUUAUGGUAGUAAGAGUUCAGGCUCGAAGAGUGACUCCUGCUGGUCAGAAUCUGCACCACAGGCUUCAGCUGUUUCCCCCUCUACAUCUAUAGAUUGGAAAGCCAUAAGGGAGAACAGGGGGAAAUAUGAGGCUUUGAAAUGGAAAGAUCUCCCACCCCUGAAGAAGAAUUUCUACAUUGAAUCAGACUCCGUGGCCAAGCGCAGUACAGAUGAGGUUAGAGCCUGGAGGAAGGAAAACAACAACAUCUUUGUGGAUGAUCUGAAAGAGGAAGUGAAAAGAGAAAUCCCUAAUCCUGUGUACACUUUCGAGGAGGCUUUUGCUUGCUAUCCUGAAAUAAUGGAGAACAUAAUCAGAGUGGGGUUUCAAAAGCCGACUCCCAUACAGUCUCAGGCCUGGCCUGUAAUUCUGAGUGGCCUGGAUCUGAUUGGCAUCGCUCAGACCGGCACCGGGAAGACCCUCUCCUAUCUUCUUCCUGGAUUCAUUCAUAUGGAUCUGCAGUCUGUACCCAGAGACAAGCGAGGUGGUCCUGGAAUGCUGGUUUUGACUCCCACUCGUGAAUUGGCACUUCAGAUAGAAACAGAGUGCAACAAGUACAGUUACAAAGGCUUUAAAUGUAUCUGUGUUUAUGGAGGCGGUGACAGACGAGCCCAAAUAAAGAUAGUUACCAGUGGUGUUGAUAUAGUGAUCGCCACACCAGGACGGCUGAAUGAUUUGCAAAUGAAUGAGCUAAUAAAUCUACGUUCCAUCACCUACUUGGUUUUGGAUGAGGCAGAUCGAAUGUUGGACAUGGGCUUUGAGCCUCAAAUCAUGAAAAUCAUCCUGGACAUCCGACCUGACCGACAGACCGUUAUGACGAGUGCCACGUGGCCAACAGGCGUGAGACGUUUGGCCAAGUCCUACCUGAAAGACCCCAUGAUGGUGUAUGUGGGCACUUUGGACCUAGCAGCUGUGGACACGGUGCAGCAGACAGUUUUGGUUGUGCAAGAGGAAGAGAAGAAGGCAUACAUCUUUGACUUCAUCCAAAAUAUGGAGCCUGAAGAUAAAGUGUUAAUAUUUGUUGGAAAAAAGAUUGUUGCAGAUGACCUGUCCAGUGAUCUGUGUCUGCGAGGGAUAGCAGUUCAGUCCCUGCAUGGAGACAGAGAGCAGUGUGACCGUGAAGAAGCCCUACAGGACUUUAAAGAUGGACGCGUGCGUAUUCUGGUGGCCACUGAUUUGGCCUCUAGAGGACUCGAUGUCCACGAUAUUUCGCAUGUCUUCAACUUUGACUUUCCCAGGAACAUUGAGGAGUAUGUGCACAGAGUCGGACGAACUGGACGUGCAGGGCGGUCUGGGGUUUCUGUAACCCUGGUCACGAGAGAAGAUUGGAAAUUGGCAGGUGAACUUAUACACAUUUUGGAAAGAGCUGGACAGGAGGUACCAGAAGAGCUGGUACUGAUGGCAGAGCGCUAUGACAAACACCAGAAAGAGAAGGAAAUGUUUCCUGCUCAAUCCAGGGGAGGACGAGCUCAAAGAGGAGCAAGAGAUAGGUUCAGAGGAGGCUCACAUAGGCGUUUCUGAAGAAGG